AUGGAUAAUGCUGGCGAUCCAAGUGCGCGGUGUCGCAUAAGAUGGAUCGUGGAUCUGGAGGCCGAGGAGUUGUCUGGCAGUUUCCAGCGUCGGUUGGAGCUCCUUCCUGUGCACGAGCAGCAACAGGUCCUGGCUUUCAUGCGGCAGACAGACCAGCAGCGGGCGCUAAUCAGCCGGCUGCUACAGCGCUGCUGCGUGUGCUCCGCCCUAGGCGUGCAGUGGGCUGACGUGGCGCUCUCGCUGACUAAGGGCCGCAAGCCCUUCACCACCAACGCCAAGCCCGCCCAUGCACCUAACUUCAAUUUUAACGUGUCCCACGAGGGGCGCUACGUGGCACUGGCUGCUGACCCCCUGUACCUCGUGGGCGUGGACAUGGCAGCGCCGCGGCGCUGGCGGCCGGGCCCUGGCCCAGGGUCCGUGGCACGGUCCCUGGACCAGUACCUGCAGUCUUUCCGUGGCCAGCUGGCAGAUAGCGAGUGGGCGCUUUUAGAGCGGCUUGGGGUGGACGAGGAGCGACGGGAGGCCGCCUUCCAGCGCCUGUGGAGCCUCAAGGAGGCUUUCGUGAAGGCGCGUGGGGAUGGCCUUGGUUUCCCUCAGCUGAACAGGGCUGCAUUCCAAUUUCCCGGAGGUGACCCUUGGGCCACAACCGCACAGCUGGUGCUGGAUGGCCAUGUCCAGAACAGCUGGUGCUUCACGCUGGAGCAACUACCGCAUGGCCAUUGUGUCUGCGUCGCACACGGGCCUGCUGUUGCCGCUGUGGACCAGCUUGGGUUUGCCUACUCUGCGCAUAUUUUACUGGCCUUCCUUGACAUGACCGCGGCUUUAAAGCCUGCGCGCAUAGGAGUGGAUCAGCUUGUAAACAUAGAAAGCGAUUUGGAUACACGAGUAGAAGGCCUGGUGUUAUCUGAUACUUUAACCGAUAGCGCUGAGCGCACGGAUUGGCAUCAGCAAGGCAGAGAUGGCAUCUGUGCUCUGGUUGAGGAAUGUAGAAGUGUGGCAAGAAGUUCAGCGACCGCUGCGGAAGGUCUUCUGACCCAAGAACCGAGUCUCAAGGACGUGACUGGUGUCCUGGUGGAUGACGUUCCAUCGGAGGAUUCCAGUCAAAGUACCGUGACAUGUAGUGGUCCAUCUACGCCAGAGCAAGCUGAUACAGUGGGAGCUCAAGAGCUGGACGAUUGCGAGAAACCUAGCUCAUCGGGCGUAGAUACAGUUGCUUCAGCACAUCAACGUGCUUCCGGUAAUACCAACACCAAUGACGAUGUUACUUGUACAACUUCCGCUGCUUCGUGGGAUGAAUGUGGCCCCUUCUCUUCGACAGCGGCACGGGCCACCGAAAGCCCAGGGAAAGAGGACAUCGCAACGAAGGAAACUGCUGCCGCCACAUCUGUGGAGGAAUUCAUGCCACCUUGCUCGGAUUCCCUUCCAACGUCAGAGUCAUGCAAACACAUCUCUUCCGUGCCUGAAUCCAUCGCGGCUGUCAAAGCUGAAGUGGACGCCCUCUCAGCCUCCCAAUCAUCAAGCGCGGACUCAGAUCGCACGCCAACCAGUUCGCUGAUUGCGCCUAGUUCGUUAUCUCCUCACAGCCUCUCUACGUCGGCUCCUGACCGCGCGUGUGGCGACGAGCCUGUUACUCCAAGCACGCCACGGCAGCCGCUUAACAUCCCCCUGCUACCACCGCCUACAGACCCACAGCGGAUGACACUUGUGCUGGAUUUGGAUGGCACACUAAUCGCCAGCGAGGAUGAGCCGCACGCUCCGGUGCCGUUCGACUACUGCGUGGACGAAGAGCGCUUCGUGUGGCUGCGGCCCGGGCUACGCCGGUUCCUCGACUCUGUGCGACCGCACUUCGAGGUGGUCCUGUUUACAGCCGCUGGAGAGAGCUGGGCCACCUCGGCGCUUCAGCGGAUUGAUCCAGAUGGCGUUAUCUUUGACAGCAGGCUGUACAGGGACCACACCGUAUCACACGAUGAUUGGCCCUGGGUCAAGGACCUGUCCCGGCUGGGCCGCGACCUAGCGCGUGUGGUGAUUGUGGACGACAACCCACUCAUGUUCAUGUACCAGCCGGAUAAUGCGCUGCAUGUGGCGGCGUAUGAUCCUCAGCUGACGGGCCACAACGAUGAUGUCUUGGAGCAGGCCUUGGACGUCUUAAUGCACAAGGUGCUGAUCGCAAAUGACGUGCGAGAGGUCCUCCGGAGCAUUAAGGAGCCUAUUACAGCCUCCUGCAUGGCAGCAAGGCACGCGGCCGCAAAGGCUCUGGCGGCGGCCUCCCUUGGGCACGUGGCUGUGCCGCGACUUGGGUCGGCACCUGGGCUGCAAGGGCGCAAGAGCGACGGUGUGGCAGCGGCACUGCUACCGCUAUCGGGCUCGGCAGCGCCGUCCACAAAACCUGGAGCCUCGGCCCUUGCGUCGGGCGACCAGCCCAGCACAGGGCCAGCAGGUGCCGCGCGAUUGUCGAGGCGGAGGCGGCGCUACUACAAGCGGCAACAGCAGCACGACUCGGCAGCAGCUCCUGGGAAACCGCAGGUGCCUGCGUCGGCAUCAUCUCCGCAGCCACAAUCCGAGAAACGACACCAACGAACGAGGUCUCGGAGGGGUGGCGGUUCCGGAUCUGGUGCCAGCGUCGAUGCCACGGCAGACGCCACCGCCGCCGGGCCCGCUGCGCCAACUGCUGCAUGCGUGCAGGCACCAGCCGUCCCUGCCGGGAAUCUCUUGCCGGCAGGCCCCAGUCAUACUGCAGCGGCUCGGCGGCCCCCGGGCACGAUCGGUCGCGCUCGGGGUCCUAAACAGACGUUGUCGGGCGGUGUGACGAAGCUAACGGGGCCGUCACUUUUCCAGCAGCCUGAGCAGCAACUGCAGCUGAAGCUCAAGCUGCUGCAGGUGCAGCGCGAGCAGGAAGAGGAGGAGGAACAGGCACGUGAGGAGGCUGGGGAGGGUGCCGCAUUGGGGGGCAGCCCCGCGCCGUCCUCCACCUGUAGCUCAUGCGGGCCCCAAGAGUUGGCUGCGCCGAGCAGAAGCACAGGCCAGAAAGAACGUGCGUUGGACGGGAAAUCCCGCGAAGCGUUGCUCCCGUUGCGCCCCCGGGAUGGCGAGAGUCCGGACGGGACGCCGGUGCUGACAUCGGUUCCCACACCCAUCUCUGCUACUGGGGCUGGGUCGGAAUCCAGUGACAAACAGGAGCCCGCUCCAGGAAGAGGGCAAGGGGCCCCGCAAGGGUGCAGUGUUUUGCCUGCUGCAGACGUGGAUCCCGUUCCGGGCCCUGCGCCGGCUGCUGCGGCCGGUUGUACUGACCCGGCUGCUUUAUUACUCGGUGCUGCUGUCCCAGCCGUUGCGGAACGGGGAGCUAAGACAGGCGCCGCCAGUCGACGGCGGAGGCGGAGGCGUGCAGCGGAAGCAGUGAGCCAGGAUGACGGCGGGGGCUCAACCGGCAAAGUCAGUGAACCCUUGCCUGCCGAUGCGCAGUCGGGGAGUUUUACCAACGGGGAGAAAAACCUACUUGCUACUGCCGCCAGGCGCGUGCUGCUGGAGCGGUCAGGGCAGGAAUAAACAGCUCAAUAGUAGGGCACUCAUUCGUGCGUGCAAUUUCGUGGCCCUGAUACCUGAUAUAGGUAGGGCCUGCAGAAAACAACAGGAUUGUGCCGCCGAGUCAGGCCGUGGAGGCAUGCCUGCAUCUGGCAGCAUAACCCAACGGGCCGACGGUGGGCGGCAGGAAUUCUUCAAAGCUUUCGUCCAAAUGGAUGGCUGUUGUUGAAGGAUUGGGAUCCGCCUGGGACAGCAAGGCACGCUAGGCUUUUGCCGCGUUGUUCAUAGUCGCUCGGCUGUUAUUGCUUGCCCACCUUGGGAGGCUUUGCCGAGGCGUCGGGGGAUUUAGCUCUCAACGCAGAGAGCUUAUUUAACAGCGACUGCACAGAAGGCGAGGGUAAUAGCGUAGCCUGCUAAACCGACACUGUUCUGGAUGCGUCAGAGAGAGUGACCGUCGCGUUGAACCCGUUGCAUGGCUGAGCAAGCAUUUCUUUGCUGCGGUGGUGUGGUGUGUGAUAUAAAAUGGUGAGAUAGUGGACAGCUAUGAAGGAUAUGGCAGUGUGGGCUGCCAUCUGGCUCAUGAUGCGCAGCACAAACAAAUGGCUUGGAAGCGGCUAGGAAGGAUGUCCCCGCACAUGCUGGCGAUGCCGCAGUGCUUCUGCAUGUGUGUGUUGUGUGGUUCUUUCCUUUAUUCUUCCUCUUACACUCCUAGGAACGAGCACUUUGUAUAGCUGUUCAGGCUGCGUGCUUUCACGCAAUGGGGGCGUGCUUGCGGAUAUACUGGGGAGCGAGUGGCUUGUGCCAUCGGCGUUCUCUGCGAUUUUUGCAGUCAGCUCAACCGCAAUCGGUAUUGUAUCCACGGGUGCUUUAUGUGAUCACACUUGCGUAACCUCUUAUGCGCAGGUUGCAAGGCUACUCGAUAUAGUCACUGUUUGAUUAAGGCAGCUGGUGAUAGGCUUUAGAAUACUCUGCCGCAACCCGUGGGGUCAGGUAUAUAGCUGCAGAAUCGAAGGGAAAUGUGAUUUCCAGGUAUAAAUGAGUGUCCAGGCAGGUCGUGGUGUGAGUACAGCCUUUACAAAUUUGUGGAUCGAGUUUAUG
Volvox carteri f. nagariensis is the source of this 4617-nucleotide messenger RNA. RefSeq lists its product as uncharacterized. Gene Ontology annotation, molecular function: holo-[acyl-carrier-protein] synthase activity; magnesium ion binding. Bases 1 to 3543 code for a protein of 1180 amino acids. The record is from RefSeq and is a predicted model, not a curated record. The transcript has 12 exons. Gene Ontology annotation, cellular component: cytosol. NCBI's taxonomy places the organism in Eukaryota, Viridiplantae, Chlorophyta, Chlorophyceae, Chlamydomonadales, Volvocaceae.